Molecule: messenger RNA, 11157 nt
Organism: Anolis sagrei ordinatus
Lineage: Eukaryota; Metazoa; Chordata; Lepidosauria; Squamata; Anolidae
Gene: DOCK3
Product: dedicator of cytokinesis 3
Biological process (GO): small GTPase-mediated signal transduction
Cellular component (GO): cytoplasm; plasma membrane
Molecular function (GO): guanyl-nucleotide exchange factor activity; small GTPase binding
Source: RefSeq, a predicted model, not a curated record
CACGCAUGCGCACAGUUUGGCAAGUGGGUGGGCGCGCGAGUCCUUCAGCAGCGACAACAACAGCCGCCGCCGCUGAGGAGGAGGAAGAAGAGGAGGAGGAGGAGGAGUGGGUGCCUCCUUCAAUCACUGAGAGGGAAGAAAAGGGAGGCCGAGGAGGUGGGGGAAGAGGAGAAGGAAGAAGAAGAAGAGGAGGAGGAGGAGGUCCCUUGAGGCGCUUGGAUUAAGAAAGGACCCGAGGAGGAGGAGGAGGAGGAGGAGGAGGAGGCGAAGUCCUUCGCGGGUCUCGCCGGGGUGAGGGUGCGCGCGCGCGCGUGGAGGCACCUGCCCAGGCGAAGGAGAGCCUCCCUCUCUCGCGCGCGCUCCGCCUCGCGCCUCCGUCCCGUUGCCCUCCUUCCCCUUCUUGCCCUUCCUUUUGGUCCGAGAGGCACCUGCCCGCCUGGCGGGGAGGAGAGGAGGCCGGGAAGACGUCGCCACCGCCGCAGCCGCGGUGCCCGGGGGGCUGCACGGAGCAGCAGCAGCGGGAGCAGCGGGAGAGGGAACAGCAGCAGCAGCAGCAGCAGCAGCAUCGGGCCCGGGCUCAUCACCACCCCGACAAGCCUCCGCCGCCGCCGCCUUCGCUGCUCGCCCAUGAACACCGCGGUGUCGUCGCGGGAGGCCCGCUCUGGCCCGGGGGAGCCGGGUGCCGGAGCAGCGGAGGAGGAGGAGGAGGCGGAGCAGGAGGGACCCCCACCGCCCUCGCCCCCGCCAGCGGCAUGUGGACCCCCACCGAGGAGGAGAAGUACGGCGUGGUUAUAUGCAGCUUCCGAGGUCCUGUGCAACAAGGCUUGGUUCUAGAACUAGGAGAAACUGUCCAGAUCCAGGAAAAAUGUGAGGGAUGGUACAGAGGACUCUCAUUAAAAAAGCCCAACAUAAAAGGGAUUUUUCCUGUUAACUAUAUUCACUUGAAAAAGGCAGUUGUCAGCAAUAGGGGGCAAUAUGAAACAGUUGUUCCACUUGAAGACUCUGUUAUCACUGAAGUAACAGCAACUCUUCAGGAAUGGUCUGUCCUCUGGAAGCAGUUAUAUGUGAAACAUAAGAUAGAUCUCUUCUAUAAACUUCGCCAUGUCAUGAAUGAACUGAUCGAUCUUCGCAGACAGCUGCUUUCUGGGCAUUUGACUCAGGACCAAGUACGAGAGGUCAAGAGACACCUCACUGUGCGAUUGGAUUGGGGCAAUGAACAUUUGGGCUUGGAUCUUGUUCCACGGAAGGAUUUUGAGGUGAUUGAUUCAGAUCAGAUCAGUGUCUCCGAUCUAUAUAAAAUGCAUUUAUCUAGUAGGCAUAGUGUACAACAGAGCACAUCACAGGUCGAUACAAUCCGCCCACGCCAUGGAGAAGCAUGCCGUCUGCCAGUACCUCACCACUUCUUUCUCAGUCUAAAGAGCUUUACUUAUAAUACAAUAGGGGAGGAUGCAGAUGUGUUCUUUUUUCUUUAUGAUGUUCGAGAAGGCAAGCAAAUCAGUGAAAGGUUUCUGGUAAGGUUAAACAAAAAUGGGGGACCCAAGAAUCCAGAGAAGAUUGAUCGAAUGUGUGCACUUUUUACAGAUCUCAGCAGCAAGGAUAUGAAAAAAGAUUUAUACAUUGUUGCUCAUGUAAUCCGGCUAGGUCGUAUGUUGCUUAAUGACUCAAGAAAGGGUCCAUCUCAUCUGCAUUAUCGGCGUCCAUAUGGUUGUGCAGUAUUGAGUGUCAUGGAUGUAAUUCCAUCAAUUUCUGAACUCAAGGAAGAAAAAGAUUUUGUUCUUAAAGUUUACACGUGCAAUAAUGAAAACGAAUGGUUCCAGAUCCAUGAAAACAUCAUUCGCAAGUCCAGCACCAAAUAUACAGCCCCAAGCUCAAAUUAUGGACUCAUAAUUUCUCUUCAGCUUCUUCAUGGUGAGAUGGAGCAAAUUCGAAGAGAGUAUCCCAUGAUAUUUAACAGAGGGAUAGCUGUUACAAGAAAAAUUGGUUUUCCAGAUGUCAUCAUGCCUGGCGAUAUACGCAAUGACCUGUACCUGACUUUAGAGAAAGGGGACUUUGAAAGAGGUGGGAAAAGUGUCCAGAAGAACAUUGAAGUGACUAUGUAUGUUCUUUAUGCAGAUGGAGAGAUUCUGAAGGAAUGCAUCAGCCUGGGCUCAGGGGAGUCCAGCAGGAGUGUAUAUCAUUCCUUCGUCCUCUAUCACAGUAACAGCCCUCGCUGGGGAGAAGUCAUCAAACUUCCCAUUCCCAUCGACAGGUUCCGUGGCUCUCACCUCCGCUUUGAAUUCAGGCAUUGCUCCACAAAAGAUAAAGGAGAAAAGAAGCUGUUUGGGUUUGCAUUUACACCAUUAAUGAGGGAUGAUGGCACAACCCUAUCUGAUGAUAUCCAUGAACUUUAUGUUUAUAAGUGUGAUGAAAACAGCACAUUCAAUAACCAUGCACUAUAUCUGGGUCUUCCAUGCUGCAAAGAGGAUUAUAAUGGUUGUCCCAACAUCCCUUCAAGUCUGAUUUUCCAGCGCAGUACCAAAGAAUCUUUUUCAAUCUCUACCCAGCUCUCUUCUACCAAACUUACCCAAAAUGUGGACUUACUUGCUCUGUUGAAAUGGAAAGCUUAUCCAGAUCGUGUAAUGGAUAUUUUAGGAAGACUGAGGCAUGUCAGCGGUGAAGAAAUCGUUAAGUUCUUGCAGGACAUUCUGGACACAUUAUUUGUGAUUUUGGAUGACAACACAGAAAAAUAUGGAUUGUUAGUCUUUCAAUCUCUGGUGUUCAUCAUAAAUCUCCUUCGUGAUAGCAAAUAUUUUCAUUUUCGACCUGUGAUGGACACUUACAUUCAGAAACACUUUGCAGGAGCCCUGGCAUACAAAGAAUUGAUCCGUUGCUUGAAAUGGUACAUGGACCGAUCAGCUGAACUUGUACGGCAGGACCAUAUCCAGGAGGCAAUGAGGGCCUUGGAAUAUCUUUUCAAGUUUAUUGUUCAGUCUCGAAUCCUUUACUCCCGAGCUACUUGUGGGAUGGAAGAAGAACAGUUCAGAGCCAACAUCCAAGAGCUUUUCCAAUCAAUCAGAUUCGUACUCAGCCUAGACAGCAGGAGCUCGGAGACUCUGAUCUUCACUCAGGCCCCUCAGCCUGGAGGACAGGUGAGCGGAGCUGGGACAUGUGCCCCACAAAAGUGUGGUGGUACAUCACGGCCGUCGUUUAAUUCUGCUGCUUUGUUGAACUCCUUCCCUGCAAUUUUUGAUGAACUAUUGCAGAUGUUCACAGUACAAGAAGUGGCAGAAUUUGUUCGGGGGACUCUUGGGAGCAUGCCUAGUACUGUGCACAUUGGACAAUCUAUGGAUGUUGUCAAAUUGCAGUCUAUAGCACGUACUGUAGAUAGUCGUUUGUUUUCUUUCUCAGAAUCCCGACGCAUUUUGUUACCUGUGGUUCUUCAUCAUAUUCAUCUUCACCUGAGGCAGCAAAAAGAAUUGCUUAUAUGCUCUGGAAUUCUCAGCAGUAUUUUCUCCAUCAUCAAAACUAGCUCUGUGGAGACUGAUGUAAUUGAGGAGGUAGAAAUGAUGGUGGAGAGCCUCCUGGAUGUACUUUUACAGACUCUGCUAACUAUCAUGAGUAAAUCGCAAUCGCAGGAGGCGGUAAGAGGGCAGCGUUGUCCACAGUGCACAGCUGAAAUCACUGGAGAAUAUGUAUCCUGUCUUUUGUCUCUGCUUCGUCAGAUGUCAGAUACUCAUUUCCAACAUUUACUAGACAAUUUCCAGAGCAAGGAUGAGCUAAAGGAAUUUCUACUGAAGAUUUUCUGUGUGUUUAGGAAUCUGAUGAAGAUGACUGUCUUUCCUCGAGACUGGAUGGUGAUGAGAUUGCUUACCAGCAAUAUAAUAGUUACAACAGUUCAGUAUCUGUCUCCUGCACUUCAUAAGAAUUUCACAGAAACAGACUUUGAUUUUAAGGUCUGGAACUCCUAUUUCAGUUUGUCAGUUUUGUUUAUAAACCAGCCCAGCCUGCAAUUGGAAAGUAUUACUCCAGCCAAGCGUAAAAAAAUUCUGGACAAGUAUGGUGAUAUGCGUGUGAUGAUGGCAUAUGAACUCUUCAGCAUGUGGCAGAAUCUAGGUGAACACAAAAUACACUUUAUUCCUGGAAUGAUUGGCCCCUUUUUGGGUGUCACACUGGUUCCACAACCAGAGGUCCGCAACAUCAUGAUCCCCAUUUUUCAUGAUAUGAUGGACUGGGAGCAAAGAAAAAAUGGAAACUUCAAACAGGUGGAAGCAGAGUUAAUUGAUAAGCUGGACAGCUUGGUAUCAGAAGGAAAAGGAGAUGAAAAUUACCGCGAACUCUUCAAUCUGCUAACCCAACUCUUUGGGCCUUACCCAAGCCUGCUGGAAAAGAUUGAGCAAGAGACCUGGCGGGAGACCGGUGUUUCUUUUGUGACAUCAGUUACACGUCUGAUGGAGCGCCUCUUGGAUUACAGGGACUGUAUGAAAGGAGAUGAAACAGAGAACAAGAAAAUUGGUUGCACUGUUAACCUGAUGAAUUUCUAUAAAUCUGAAAUUAACAAGGAGGAAAUGUAUAUCCGCUACAUCCACAAGUUGUGUGAUAUGCACUUGCAGGCUGAAAACUACACAGAGGCUGCUUUUACAUUGCUCUUAUAUUGUGAGCUGCUGCAGUGGGAAGACAGACCUCUUCGGGAGUUCCUGCACUACCCAUCACAAACAGAGUGGCAGCGCAAAGAAAACCUUUGUCGGAAGAUUAUCCACUAUUUUAAUAAAGGGAAGAGCUGGGAAUUUGGGAUCCCAUUGUGCAGAGAACUGGCUCUUCAGUAUGAAAGCUUAUACGAUUAUCAAAGUCUCAGUUGGAUUCGGAAAAUGGAAGCUACCUAUUAUGAUAACAUAAUGGAACAGCAAAGGUUGGAACCUGAAUUUUUCAGAGUUGGUUUUUAUGGAAGGAAAUUUCCCUUUUUUCUUCGGAAUAAAGAGUAUGUUUGUCGAGGUCAUGACUAUGAGAGACUGGAGACUUUUCAACAAAGAAUGCUUAGUGAAUUUCCACAGGCCAUAGCAAUGCAACAUCCAAAUCACCCAGAUGACAGCAUCUUGCAGUGUGAUGCCCAGUACUUGCAGAUCUAUGCAGUGACUCCCAUUCCAGAUAACAUUGAUGUACUGCAGAUGGACCGUGUUCCUGAUCGCAUAAAGAGUUUUUAUCGAGUUAACAACAUCAGGAAGUUCCGUUAUGACAGGCCUUUCCAUAAAGGUCCAAAAGACAAGGAAAAUGAAUUCAAGAGCCUGUGGAUUGAGCGCACCACUUUGACCCUAACUCACAGUUUACCUGGGAUCUCUCGGUGGUUUGAAGUAGAGAGAAGAGAACUGGUUGAAGUAAGUCCUUUGGAAAAUGCCAUUCAGGUUGUGGAGAACAAGAACCAGGAACUAAGGACACUGAUAAGCCAGUACCAACACAAACAAAUGCAUGGAAAUAUCAAUCUACUGAGUAUGUGCCUGAAUGGAGUCAUCGAUGCAGCUGUGAAUGGUGGUAUUGCACGCUAUCAGGAGGCCUUUUUUGACAGAGAAUAUAUCACCACUCACCCUGGAGAUGCAGAAAAAAUCACACAGCUGAAAGAGCUGAUGCAUGAGCAGGUACAUAUCCUAGGAGUUGGUCUGGCAGUGCAUGAGAAGUUUGUCCAUCCAGAGAUGCGGCCCCUGCAUAAGAAGUUGAUUGACCAAUUCCAGAUGAUGCGAUCCAGUUUAUACCAUGAAUUGCCUGCUUUGGAUAAACUGAGUCCAGCAUGCUCUGGUCCCAGCACACCACGCAGCAGUAUGCUGGUAUCACACAGCCCAAUGAGCCCAGAGAGCAUCAAAUUGGUGCAUCGACACAGCCCAUUGAAUAUGCUGGGGACAGUAAGACAUUCGUCAUCUUCUCUUUCUUCUCAUACAUCAAGUGAAACAGGAAACCUUGUUAUACUAACAGACAGUUCUGUUGGAGAAACAGGAGAAGACAUGUACCAUAUGCAGGCGAGUCCUUCCACCUCAAGCCUCAGCUCUACCCAUUCUGCACCAUCCCAGAUGAUCAAUUCUGCGCCUCCGAGUGCACGAGUGCUGAUGAAAGGUGCUGGAUUGACAACACUGGAGGCUGAAGCCCUCUAUUUACCCACAGAGCAGAUACAUCAUGGGCGGCAGCAGUGCAAGCUUCCCCACACUGCCCCCACCAAUGUGCCUCAUCUCUGUCCUGGAGGGACCACCUCUAGAGGCUCUCCCUCUCUACCAGAUAAAUAUCGUCAUAAUCGAGAGCUGAUGAUGCUGCUGCCAGCACACAGAGAUCGACCUAGUAGUGCCAUGUAUCCUACAGCUAUCAUGGAAAAUGGACAGCACCCAAAUUUCCAGAGAGCAUUGCUCCAGCAGGUGAUCGGACCAUGCAAACCCUGUAGUGAUCCCAAUCUGUCUGUAGCUGAAAAAGCUGUUCCAGCAGCACCAAGCAGCUGGAGUCUGGACAGCGGAACCAGAGAGGCCUUGCCAUUCCUGUCUACUCAUGUUGGGAGCAUCCUGGCUCCACCAGUGCCUCCCCGAAGCCUACCCCAUGGUCACUAUUCCCUACAUUUUGAUGCCUUCCACCAUCACCUGAAUGAUGGGCCCCCAGCACUGCCUGCACGAACGCUGCGGAAGUCACCUCUUCACCCAAUACCCGCAUCGCCCACAAGUCCCCAGUCUGGCCUAGAUGGAAGCAACUCUACCCUUUCAGGCAGCGCCAGCAGUGGAGUCUCCUCAUUAAGUGAGAGCAACUUUGGACAUUCAUCCGAACCCCCUCCUCGAACGGACACCAUGGAUUCUGUCCCUAGCCAGGCCUGGAAUACUGAUGAAGACUUAGAGACCCCCUACCUCCCCGUCAGGUACAGUCUCUCAGAGCCUGAUGUUCUGGAAACUCUCAAAUCCCAGCCAUGCCGAAGCCACUCUGCUCCAUCCGGAGUCAUUCCUCAGGAUGCAAUAGACCCUCCAGCUCUACCCCCAAAACCAUAUCACUCCCGUCUCCCAAACAUGGAUAAUGAAGUAAUGAUUUUGGAAGAGGAAGACAAACAUCGAGCCCUGCAUCGCAAAAUCUCCCAGCCAAUUGGUGGUGCAAAAGAGGAGCAGGCCAGGGUGGCCUGGGAACACGGCAUCAGCGAGCAGUAGGCAAUACUAUGGGAAGAACAGUUUGCAUGAUCAUUCCAGGCCUAAGAAACAGAAGGGAUUUAUAGUAUGAGACUUCAGAGAAGUGAAGGGGAGGGGGGAAUGAACUGGUUUAUUCUCUGCUGCUGUGAGAAUGACUGGGGCCAGCAUGUAUGGUUGCUGCUUUCCUCUUUAUUUAAUUUUGUACUUUUCAGACCUUUGGUAGUUUGGGGGGGUGGGGAGUUUGCCCUUUUUUUUGCAGUGGGUGCUUCAUUCCUUCUACAGUUGUGAAACGGUAGGAAGGAAUAUAUGACAUUUGCUAUAGGUAUUUGCAGAAACGGAAUAUUAGACUUUGGAGGGGGAAUGUGGCAUUUUUUACAAGCUUUCUUCCCACUAUUGAGAUGCGCACAAGUUGAAGCAGUUGCACUAAGAAUGUGUUUUUUUGCUGUAGUAAGUGAAUGCUCAUUUCUUAUUCAGGGAAUCCAUGAAGUGUCAAGCCAGAAGGUACACAGUUUAGAGGCAUUGACAUUUGCUAUAGAAAAAACUGGAUAUUCCAGACUUGAGGUAAAAACUUUGCAGAGGGGUUCUCUGCAUUGCCUCAGGUGUGUUGAAGCAAUUUAACCAGUGCUUACUGGCUGUCAUUUCGGUGUUAAGGUUUCAUUUCAUACAAACUCGUCAUGGUUUGUCACAAGCUUCGAUUUCCUGCUUUCCCCAUUGUCACUGUUGUCUGUAUUUACCAAUGCCUACAGUAUGAGGGAAAUACCUAAUCCUGAGACCUGUGGCCUUUCUCUGGCAAAAUCUAUACUGGUUAGUGGGACUAGCAUUUUUAUUCUGGAAGUAAGCUAGUAAUUGCUUAUUGUCAUAGCAACUAGGUAUGUGAGCUAAAAUAAAAGACAGUUUGAGCACAUAUUUGACCCUUGUGACUAGGCUGGAUAUCGGCAUUGUCCAAACUUAUGUCUUCUCUUGUGCCGCCUCACCCCCAAACCUCUCACUGCUAUUGGAUCACAAGACCUCCAUUCGAUCCAGUGUAACAAAGUAACAGUAGGUUUGUAACACUAUAGAGACAGGAGUUUUAAAGGUUGCCCAGAGAAUACAAAACAAAAAUCUAUUUAAUUUUUUAUGUUUAACAAGAUGACCUAAAGUAAUUACCUACUCCUGGGGAUUGUGAAAUUGAACAUAGACACUGUAUGUAUGUCUGUUCAAGAACAAGAGCAGCCAAUUUCCUUUCCAUGCCAACAGUGUACGUUUUAACUAAAGGAACUGUGGAACAUGCUGCCAUAAGCUACAUAUAUAACAAAAAUUGAAAUAAGGUUGCAGAAAACAUAUAAAGAAAUAAUGAUACAUGCUAGCUAAUGUGGUGAAAAUUAACAAAUUACAUUUAACUACACAUUCAGAGUUAAAGAACAUUAUAGUUUCUUUAUAACUAUCUUAUCCCACUACCUUUAAAAAGGUAAGGCUGUCUUUAAGAUCCAAUUUUGUUGUCUUUCUGCCCAAGAAAUAGAAGAAGAAGAAACCUAUUUGCUUAAAGCUUGCUUUAGUUUACUUUUGUUUCUUUUUUCAUAAUGAUACCCAAAAGCACAUUAUGAAACAUGUUACUCUAAAAAUGAAUCAGAGCACAGAAUACAUUAAGGAUUAGCCCAGUGUCGAAAUUUAGCAAUGGCUAAGAAAUCCAGCUGUGUCCAUUUGCCAAGAGAAUAGACAAAACAGAAUGAGUUCUCCCUGCAACUUCCCACGUAUUGUCCAAAUCACUGAAGAUUUUAGCUUCAGCAGAGCUAUAAGAGGAGCAGGCCUAUUGCAUUAACAGAUGUUUGCAUGCACUAGAAAUAAAGAAUCUUGAACUAUUUACUUCAUUAAAUCACAACAUUCAUGAUAAACAAACAAAUCGCUUUCCCUAAACAAAUGAAGGUGGUAGUGCACCCCUGUAUGACUUAUGUUGACUGGGUUGAUUUUCUAUAAUGAUUUGUCUAAGCUCUCUCCAAUGCAAAUAUGUAAAACUUUUGCUCUUAUAUUUUAACUAACCAGCAUGCUGGGGGGGGGGGGGGAGUGUUUUCCUUUUUCAGCCGGUACUAAUUAAAAAGGUCCUUCCCUCCUACUUUUGUCUCACAAGGAGCAUUUAUCCUACUAGGAGUGGUGGCUUUCUGUGGCCACCAGAAAUAUCCCCUGGCAAGCACAAUUUAAAUAUAGAAGAUAAACAUCCAUGUUAAUAUUAGAAUUUUAAGCAGGAUAAAUUUAAUCUACCAGGAGGAUUUUCUCCACUGUUCACAAUACAUUUUAUCCACCAGGUGGAUUCUGAAAUAGCCCCCUCUUUUAAGAGUAUGGUGAGACUGGCAGUGCAAUCCUGAUCAUGCUUACUUAGAACUGGGACUCACCUGAGUUGUCUGGGACUUGCUUCCUAAGUCAGUGCACUCAGGAAUGGUUGCAGCCUGAAUACAGAGAGGAAAAGGUUCUGCUGACAGUAUGCCCCCCUCCCAGCAAGUUGACAGAUAUAAACAUAUACCAGCUGCUUUCAUCCUUUUCUCAUCAUCACCAAGUUUUAUGGAGAGGGGCAAGUUUAGCUUUGUGUUCAUAAGGAUCUAUGUGGGGAACCAUCGUUUUCACAUUUCUACACAAUGUUAUGUAUGUGUCUGUAUUAAGUGGCUUUUAAAAGGGGGGUGUGCUGUUUUGUGUUUAUGUGUACGAUGCAAUUUCCAGUGUAUUUCAAUUGGUAAGUGUGAAAUUCAGCGUCAUAUACAGUAAAUCAGGGCCACAAAGUGUAAUGCAGAGGUCAGUCCAGUUGCCAAACUGGAUUUCCUAUGCUGUAUUAUUCAAAUUGCUUAGUAGAUUUCUCAAACCAUGUUGCGUGGGGUUUGUGCUGACAUGGCUUAGAAAGCCAGAAUUCCUAUAAAAAGCAUAGUAAUAAAUUCUUUGGAGACAGAGAGGAAAAUGGAAAAUAUUUUUUUAAUAUUUUUGGAGAGUAAAAUAGCACACACAAUCAUGGUGCCUUGGAAAAGGUAUAAACUGCUCCAAACUAUGUUCUUCUUGCCCCUUUUCUAGAGGGAGGGGGAGUUGCAGAGACAUCUGUGGUGGAAAAACAGGAGGAAUUUGUUCCAUCGUGCAGUAGCAGUAGGUAAUAUAUUUGCAUUUUGUUACAAUAACAAAGUACAAGAAUUCCUUCCCCCACAAGUAUUCCCACUCUCAUUUUCCCCCCUCUUAUUUAAUCCUAAAAGAGGGGACUAAAUCUUAUCCUACAUGAGGAAAAAUAACAGCAGGAAAUUUGGGGAGGGGACAUCAUGUUGAUUACUGCCCACUUUUUUAUUUCUGUGUAAAUAUCCCACUUGAAUGCUAUGUAUUUAUACAGGAAAUCUGAGCAAAAAAUGUAUAGAUUGUGAUGUCUGACUGGUACUCUGCCCUGUAAAUGUGUUUUUAAUCUAUCGCAAUCUGUUAUUUAAAAAAGCAAAUCCCUCUAACCAGUUCUCUUUUCGUGUAUUCAUGUUCAGAAAACCUGUAUUAACUGUAAGAAAAAACAAACAAAGGAAAACAAACAAAAAUAUUUGUACCAGAGUCAAGAUAUUUCAUUGUAUAUAUUGUGAUAGCAUGUUUCUGGAAUCAACAAAUAAGUGAUGUGAAUUUUAGGUGUAAAUAUGUUUUGUUUAGGGAUUUUUCUUCCCUUCCCAAUUCACUCAACCGCUGUGAUGUGGAAUUAAAGAUUAAUACUGAUCCUAAAAAGCAUUGAGCAGAUGUGCUCUCUGAGUAUCACAGAGAUAUUUAUUCAGAUGGCCAGUUCAUCUUCCCAGUUUCUCUUAAGUCCUAGGUAAAUUAGAGGAUGCACUUUAUAUUUUAUUGAUCUCCUUUUACAUUUAAUAUUCAAGUUAUGUCAAAGGAAAUUACCUAGAAGUCUGGGAGUGGGAAACUUCUGAAGAAAUGGGAAAAGGAGGGAAAUUGCUACAAUAUAUUUCAUGAGGAAAUUAAUCUGAACAUUGACUCUUAAACAGCCCUGUUUUACUCAGCAGUGUUAACCCGUUUUAAACAUUCCGCAUGAUUUUGGGGUAUCAUUUUAUUUUAUUAAAAA